UGCUCUGACUUGUUUUGUAUUGAUGAUGUAAAGCCAUUGGCUCAGAAACAUUCGCCCUCAUCGUCAUGUUCUCUGGCUUGUGAAUCUAAUUCUCGGGCACAUAUUUCGUCCGUGAACCAUCAAUUCGCUGUUUUAUCCCAGAAACCCCGCCGUCCUGCAUCUUUGUUCAUUCCUCCGUCUAAUCCUGGUUACGAGAUUCUUCGCCUCGGUGAAACAGGUGGUCUGGGUCGUCAUGGUCAAGGACGUCGUUUUCCCAUUGCAACAAUUCUCAAGAGGGACAGGAAGGGAAUCGGUGCCGACAAAAAGAAUUGUCCUCGUAUAACGCAUUUUGUUCGAAAUGACCCGGCUGCCGUGAAAAAUUGUCCAAAACGUCCAAAUGCCAAGUUGGAUAAACAGACCCAGGCGAGGCGCGCUAGAGAGGAUAAACGAAAGGAAAUCCGGUUCCGACAGGAAUUUUAUCUUGAUGAUGAACAACUGAAACUACUCUAUGGUGAAACUGGAUUUUCAUUUUGA
Molecule: messenger RNA, 513 nt
Organism: Mesocestoides corti
Lineage: Eukaryota; Metazoa; Platyhelminthes; Cestoda; Cyclophyllidea; Mesocestoididae
Source: the annotation of a GenBank genome assembly